This is a messenger RNA of Rotaria socialis, 315 nucleotides long. The record is from the annotation of a GenBank genome assembly. NCBI's taxonomy places the organism in Eukaryota, Metazoa, Rotifera, Eurotatoria, Philodinida, Philodinidae.
AUGGCAUCAAACACGACUGUGACUUCUGGAACUGAAGUUAUUAAACUGUUACAAGAAUGGUCAAAAUGUAAUAUACGUCAAGAAACUUUACUAUGGACAAUGGAUGUGAUGGAUCUUUACACAAUGAUACCACAAACAGAAGGUUUUUUGUCAAUUAAAAAAAUGUUAGAUUACUUAAACAUUAAACAAAUUGAUGGUUUAAAAAUGAAAACCAUUAUUCGUCUAUGUAGAUUCGUAAUACAAAAUAAUUACUUCUCUUACAAUGGUAAAUAUUAUCAUCAAGUACGAGAUGGUGCUGUAUGGAUUCACCGUUAA